CAAUGACGUCAGUAUGUUUUUGACAGUGACAGAGUAUGUGGCCGUGUUUUUACUUUUAGACGGUUCCUUUCCGAAAAUAAGUCAAUUGCGUGUAGUUUUUCGGCCAAAUCUUGCAAAAUGAACAUCCAAAACGAGUACAUUUCGAAGGCGGAGGACGUCGCCGACCAGGUGCAAAGGAAACUUAAGCAUAUUCUACCAACCCUAGCAAGAUUAUGCUUAAUUUCCACUUUUUUUGAGGAUGGACUUCGAAUGUGGGUGCAAUGGAAUGAACAAAGAGAAUACAUGAAUAUGUCGUGGGGCUGUGGUUACUUUUUAGCUACAGUUUUUGUACUGAUUAAUUUAAUUUUCCAACUUGGCGGCUGUGCCAUGGUUAUUGUGAGGUUCCGAGUGCCAAUUGCUUGUGGAGUUUUGUUCUUUAUUGUCGUUUUACAGACUUUGGCAUAUAGUAUUUUAUGGGACCUUCAAUUCUUAUUUAGAAAUUUGGCCCUUGUAGGUGCCUUAUUGCUGGUUUUGGCUGAAAGUAAAGGAGAAGCGAAAAGUUUAUUUGCAGGUGUUCCAUCUCUUGGUGACAACAACCCAAAAAAUUACCUUCAAUUAACUGGAAGGGUACUGCUAGCUUUUAUGUUUGUCACUUUAAUUAGAUUCGAAUUUAGUUUCCUUCAGAUUGUUUUAGAUCUGUUGGGCUCAGCUCUAAUGAUUUUGGUCACAGUUGGGUAUAAAACUAAGCUUUCAGCACUAAUUUUGGUUUUGCUUUUGACCACUUUGAACUUCUACCACAAUGCAUGGUGGAACAUUCCAGACUACAAGCCACUUAGGGACUUUUUAAAAUAUGAUUUCUUCCAGACAUUGUCUGUUAUUGGAGGCUUAUUAAUGAUAGUGUACUUAGGACCAGGAGGGGUAUCAAUGGAUGAACAUAAGAAAAAAUGGUAGACUAAGUAUUGAACUUUAAAAGAAACUACUUGAAGUAAAGUCCCCUGUGAUGAACUGAGCAUGAACAUUUCAUUGUGUUUAAGGAAAAUGGAUCAAGAUAAUAUUAUUAUAAUAAAAUGUCUUGUUUAAUCAAGGCCAUUGAUUCAAGCAAGACAGUUUUACUAGAUAAAAUUAUUGAUAUUUAUUUUCAAUAAUUGACAAGUUCCAUUGUGGUACUUUUUCUGUUAUAAUUUACUUCUGUUACUUAAAAUAUCUGCUUAGGUUUAGGGGUGAAGUGUUUAGUCUCUAGUUCGGUAUAGACGGACAACUUUAUGAUACUUUUUUUGAGUCUUGUAAACAAAAUGCAAUUAUUGUUUUUCUUACAAGUUUUUUUUGUAUAUAUUUUAUUUAAGUAUAAACCUGUUGACGUGAAAAAAAAUAUACAAAAUAGAAUGUAUUUAUAUAAUAAUAAAAGACCUGUAUUUGAAUAAUGUAAUAAUUUUAGCGACCUAUUUUGUUUUGUUAUCAGAAAUAUUUAUUUGGACCAAUGUGUUUGUUUAAUUAUAAGUGCUCAAAAUAUAUAUCUUCCCUAUUUUUUGAAUGCAAUUGAUGAGAUUUUGUGUGUAUUUUUGGGUUGUUUUAGAAUACUGUAAUAAAAUAACAUAUUUUUUACUAAAA
Anthonomus grandis grandis is the source of this 1587-nucleotide messenger RNA. It is a transcript of the gene Surf4, whose product is annotated as surfeit locus protein 4 homolog. Gene Ontology annotation, cellular component: membrane; endoplasmic reticulum-Golgi intermediate compartment; endoplasmic reticulum. The transcript has 6 exons. Lineage: Eukaryota; Metazoa; Arthropoda; Insecta; Coleoptera; Curculionidae. The coding region runs from base 118 to 930 and encodes 270 amino acids. The record is from RefSeq and is a predicted model, not a curated record. Gene Ontology annotation, biological process: Golgi organization.